Messenger RNA from Labeo rohita (rohu), 4796 nucleotides. It is a transcript of the gene nemp2, whose product is annotated as nuclear envelope integral membrane protein 2. The record is from RefSeq and is a predicted model, not a curated record. Lineage: Eukaryota; Metazoa; Chordata; Actinopteri; Cypriniformes; Cyprinidae. The transcript is spliced from 9 exons. The coding region runs from base 114 to 1571 and encodes 485 amino acids. Gene Ontology annotation, cellular component: nuclear envelope.
CCACCGAAUUUGAAACCGAAAACAUUAGCUUAGCUCGUGUUAGCUUAGCAGGUCAAUCAUUAGCCUGCUGUGUCUGUCCAAAUUCAUUCACUUAACACAAUACACCACAAAACAUGGAGAAGUUAGCUGCUUUUAUACCUGUUUUAACUCUUUUGUGUGCUUCCUGGCAAAGUGCAGAGGGAAAUAGAGGCUAUUCAUACGCAGAUUGCACCUAUGUGAAAGGAGACAGUGCCCACAAAUAUUCUGGGAGUCGAUGCUUCUGUUACAGUCCUGGUACAGUAAUCAAAUGGAAGGACAUCUGGUCCACCUUCAAGGUAAACGUGACAAGUGAUGAGGAUGUCUUUGUCGUGUUCCCCAUGGAGACUGGAAAUUGCCACCAUCCGGAUGAUCUUUUUACAGUUGUUAACUGCUUUGUUGAACACUACUGGCCAUCCGUUAUCCAAAGGGAGAAGUCUUUGGACAUUCCUCUGGUGGGUGAAGAUGUCUGCUUUAUGACCAAAUCGCUUAGGAGCAAUACUGAGUAUACACUACAUGUCUCCAACAAAAGGAUAAAUAGAAUGUGCUUCCUGCUUUUUGUGUGUGGGCUGGUGCUGUUUUUCGGAGCGGGAAACAUAUGCAGGAGCUCAUUGUUUUUCUACACCACCGGAGUGACACUGGGAGUCAUCGGCACGUUUGUUUUCCUGACGCUUGUCCUCCGAAACGUCGUGCCAACGCGAGGGCUGUUUCUGGUGUUGUUGGGUGCUGGCUCUGGUCUGUCCUACAUGGGGAUCCAGAGGGUGUUAAAUGAAUGGGAUGACAUCGUGACUGAGCACUGGAUAGAAUUACUGGCUUAUGUGCUAAUAGCGGGCUUAGUUAGCUUUGCUGUAUGCUAUAAACACGGUCCAAUCACCAACAAACACACCCUCAACUUUUUGACCUGGUGUAUGCAAGCACUGGGCAUGGUGUUGUUGUAUUAUGGAAUCACAUUUCCACCCGCCUGCUACGUACUAAUCAUGUUCCUGUUGUGCUGGAAGAUAUUGCCCUUAGCCUGGAGCCUUCUGCUCUUGGUCUGGAGCCUUUUGAUGUGGAUUUGCAGUCUCUUUUACUCCUUCCUGGGCUUGUUCUGGAGAAAGAAAAGGACUAAGGUCAGGCUACUGACUGAGGAGGAAUACAGAGAGCAGGGAGAAAUCCACACCAGAGCCUCUCUGGAUGAAUUACGGGAGCACUGUAACAAGCCUGGCUUUCCUGCAUGGGACACUGUGUUGAGGCUCAGAUCGCCUCAGAAGUUUGCAGAGUUUCUGCGCAGUGGCAGCCACACUACUCAAGAGGAGCUUCAGAAUCAUGAGAAUCAGUACGGGGUUGGUGGGGCGUACUACGAAAACGCACUUUUCAACAGCAGCUCCAGCGACACCCAGUCGUUCAGAGGAGAAGCAGAUGACGAUAGCGAAGACGAGCUGGAUAGAAAUGGUCCUCCAAUCCUAAAUAACAUCCCCAGUCCUGCUGUAUAUACUCAGCCUGUCUGUCCGUACCCCCCCGUCGCCUACACCCCUCAGCCAGAACUCAUGGAUCCAGAAGACCAGGAUUUCUUUUAAAAUUGUUCUGCUGAUUUGAUGUUCAUUUUAAAGACUUUUUUAGGAAGAAACAACUCUAAGGAACAUUAAUAGGUCCAUAAGGAUUGUAAAAAUAAUCGUUCCUUCUCAUUUGUGUUUAAAUUAUCUCUUACAGGCAGCGUGGGCUGUUAUUAUAUAUUUUUUUAGCAGCAGUUUGUAUUCUCGUACCCAAGUGAUGCGGAGCUGGGAAUAACACUGUAUUGUACAUACUGUAUGUUAAUAGUUUGUAGAUAGUGACUGUGCUGCUCUCAGGUAUAUCAGAUCAUUAGGACAUCACUGCAGUUGCUAAUACUUUUUCCUCAACUGCUCAAGACAAUGACUCAACACAUACAGUACCACAGCAUUUAUGUAAUUUAAGGAAACAGUGCCCUCUAGUGUUGGUUGAAGGAACAGUUUACUUAUAAGUGCAAAUUGUCUAUUGUUUGCUUGCCCUCAUCUUAAACCAAACUCAGUGUCUUCUGUGGAACGUUUAAAAGGGGACGUUUAGCAGAAUCUCCAAGUAUGUCUUUAUCAUAGUUCAGGGGUGCCUAAACUUGGUUUUGGAGGGCUGGUGUCCUGCAGAGUUUAGCUCCAACCCCAAUUAGACACACCUGAACCAGCUAAUCAAGCUCUUACUGGCAUGCUUUAAAACUUUCCAACAGGUGUGUUGAGGCAAGUUCAAGCUAAACUCUGCAGGACACCGGCCCUCCAGGACCGAGUUUGGGCACCCCUAAAAUGGUUAAACUAAACGAUGACGUACCAUUUCCAAAGGGUCCAAAACUGACAUCAAAACAUCUUCAUGGCCUGUUGUACUCCAUGUCUUCUGACGUCAUGUGAUAGAAUGCUGUUCAUUGUUGCACAACGUAGUAUUAUUAUUAUUAUUGAAUAACAGUUUAAAUUUAAAGCCAUUCAUCACACAAAGCUAUCUUAGUGGCUGUACAUUCCUAGUUUUUCAUUUUUUCUUUAAAUUUAAAUAUGCACUAGCCCUGUGGAAGCCAGUUUUCGCCACUGAAUUAAAAAUUAAAAAGGUUAUUGCGACCUUUUUUUUUUUUUCUCAGGAUCCUGACUUUUUUCUCAGAAUUGUGUGUCACAAACUGGCAAUUCCUAAUUUUUUUUCUCAGAAUUGUGAGAUAUAAACUCAAAAUUGCAAAAUAAAAACUUGCAAUUCUUGCAAUUGUGAGAUUUUAUCUUGCAAUUCUGACUUUUCUCAAAAUUCUGACUUUUUUCGCAAAUGUAUUAUAUCUCACAAUGACUUUUUCUUGCAAUUGCGAGUUUUUAUCUUGCAAUUCUGACUUUUUUUUCUUGCAGAUGCAAGUUUAUUUCUAGCAGUCCUGACUUUUUUCUGGCAAAUUGCGAGUUAUAUCUUGCAGUUCUGACUUUUUUUCUCACAAUAGCGAGUUUAUAUCUUGCAAUUAUGGCUUUUUCUUACAAUCACAAGUUUAUUUCACAAUGACUUUUUUUCUUGCAAUUGCAAGUUUAAAUCUUGCAGUUCAGACUUUUUUUCUCGCAAAUGAGUUUAUAUCUCACAAUGACUUAUUUCUCACAAUUCUGACUUUUUUCUUGCAACUGCGAGUUUAUUUCUAGCAGUUCUGACUUUUUUUUUUCAUGCAAAUUGAAUUUAUAUCUUGCAGCUGACUACUUUUUUCUCGCAAAUGUAACUCGCAAUUAUUUUUUCUUACAACAGCACUUUCUCAGAGUCGCAAGAGUAUAUCUCACAGUGACUUUUUUUCUCACCGUUCUGACUUUUUUCUCACAAUUUUGAUAUUAAUUUGCAAUUCUGACUUUUUUUUCUUGUACAUGCAAGUUUAUGUCUUGCAAUUCUGACGUUUUCCCUCAGAACUGUGAUAUAAACUCAAUUGUGAGUCAUACAGACUUUAAAAAAGGACUUGUAUGUUCUUGAUUGUGAGUAUUUAUCAAUUCUGACUGUUAUUAAGUUAGAAUAGUGAGUUUAUAUCUCAGAAUUGCGACUUAUAUUACACAAUUCUGGCUUCGUUCCUCAGAAUUGCAAGUUUUUAUCUCACAAUUCUAACUUUAUAACGGACAAUUGAGAGUUUAUAUCAGAAUUCUGAGAAAAAAGUCGCAAUCACCUGUUUUGUUUUUGUUGCUGAAAGGGGCUUCCAUACUAGCCAGACGUGUUUGACCGUUGAUUUGGCUUUUCGUGCCUUUUGCACACGGCGUUCUAAUAUAUGACACUUAAGUUUGUGGAAGGAUUCAUGUAAAAUGAGUUUAGAGCUGGAUUUCCAUAGCUUUUUCCAUAUAAACAUGGACUAGACUGAUGUGUUUGACCACUGCUCUCGCAACUCACUCCAUUUUUAUUAGUAUUUUUUUAAGUCUGCUGCCCCUUAUGGCUUUAGAAGACUUGGAAUAUAGCGCAACAUGAAGUAAGUUGAUACAAUUUUUGGAACUCACAAAAUGAUACAUUUAUAGGAAAUCCCAAAGGAACAUUGUAAGUGAAAAGUAAUAUUUAAAUGCUUCUGUGUUUAUGUUUUUUUGCGUUCUCAAGUUUUCUUAUGAGAAUGCAAAGGUUUUGCGAGGUAACACAAUAGUUUUGUUUCUCAGCAGAGCAAAAAACUUUUGCCAGAGAACACAAAAGCACUGAAUUUUAUUUUAUUUUAUUUUUUAUUUUUUUUUUUUAAUCGCCAAGUCCCUUUUAGUGCAGGGGUCUUGGAGGGCCUACGUCCUGCUGCGUUAAGUUCUAACUUGUCCCAACAUACUGGAAAGAUUCUAGUAAUCCUAAACACCUUGAUUACUUUAGUUCAGUGUGUUUAAUUGAGGUUGGGCGAAACUCUCCUUUCAUUCCUGCUUUAGAGAUUUCAGGGUGAACCAUCCUUUUUAAAAAAGAAUCAACUCAUAGAGGAUGGUCUGCAUCAUCUCAAGCGGGUUUACAUAUCUACAUGCUGCCAUUUCAUACUCUUUUCUUUUUAUUGAACUUUUGUCAGAGAAGAGAAUGUAUGUUUUUAUACACAUUUCAAGUUUGAGUCUUUAAUAUGGCCACCUAAUUUAAAUAAAAAAGACAAGUGGAUCAAUUCUCAACCAGAAUAUUGUAUUGUGUCAUCAUGUAAACAUUUCAUGUAAUUUUAUAAGCAGAGGUCACUUAUACACAAAGCUGCGAGGCAGAUGGUUUCAGACGCCAUAUAGUGCAAAUCAAUACCUUCUGAUGUAUACUGUAUAAAUGCAUACAUUUAACAGAACAGAGCAUGGCUUUAACAUAUUUUAUUUUAUACAGAG